AUGUCGGCCAACCGGAGCCGCUCGAUGCUGUCGGUCAACCUCGAGGCGGCCGCAAUGGCCAACGAUCCGCUGCGGGAACUGUUUGAGGCCUGCAAAACCGGUGAUCUGGUGAAGGUGAAGAAACUGAUCACCGCGCAAACGGUCAACGCACGGGACACGACCGGAAGGAAGUCGACGCCACUGCACUUUGCUGCCGGUUACGGCCGACGGGACGUGGUCGAGUUCCUGCUCGGUAGUGGAGCCUCCAUACAGGCCCGCGAUGACGGUGGGCUCCAUCCGCUGCACAAUGCCUGUUCGUUCGGGCACGCCGACGUGGUGCGUUUGCUGCUCGAAGCCGGCGCCAAUCCGAACACGCGCGACAACUGGAACUAUACGCCACUGCACGAGGCGGCCAGCAAGGGCAAGAUCGACGUGUGCAUCGCCCUGCUGCAGCACGGGGCCGAUCCGAACAUACGCAACUCGGAGAACAAGAUCCCGAUCGAUCUGGCCGACCCGUGUACGCGGCCCGUCCUGACCGGGGAGUACCGCAAGGACGAGCUGCUGGAGGCGGCCCGCUCCGGGUCGGAGGAUCGACUGCUGGAGCUGCUGACGCCGCUGAACGUGAACUGUCACGCCAGCGAUGGUCGCAAAUCGACCCCGUUACAUCUGGCCGCCGGCUACAACCGUAUCCGCGUCGUGCAGAUCCUCCUGCAGCACGGGGCCGACGUGCACGCGAAGGACAAGGGUGGCCUGGUGCCGCUGCACAACGCCUGCUCGUAUGGCCACUUCGAGGUGACGGAACUGCUGAUCAAGCACGGGGGCAACGUGAACGCCAACGAUCUGUGGGCCUUUACGCCACUGCACGAGGCCGCCUCGAAGAGCCGGGUCGAGGUGUGCAGCUUGCUGCUGAGCGAGGGCGCCGAUCCGACGCUCCUGAACUGCCAUAACAAAUCCGCGAUCGAUUCGGCACCGACGCGCGAGCUGCAGGAGAAGAUUGCCUAUGAAUAUAAGGGCCACUGCGUACUGGAUGCUUGCCGACAGGCAGAUCUGCAGCGGCUGAAGAAGAACCUCACGACGGAGACGGUCAACUUUGUGCAUCCGUACUCCGGUGACACCCCGGUGCACGCGGUCGGCCAGUCCGUGUACCCGAAGCGCAAGCAGGUCCUCGAGGUGCUGAUCCGCAAGGGCGCACUGCUGAACGAGAAGAACAAAGACUUUCUGAUGCCGGUCCACAUCGCGGCCGACAACUCGCACUACGAGCUGAUGGAUGUGCUGCUACGGCACGGCGCCAAAGUCGACGGGCUCGAUGGGCUCGGUCAAACGGCACUGCACCGGUGCGCACGGGAAGAUAACAUCCAGGCGUGCCGGUUGCUGCUGUCGUACGGUGUCGAUACGAGCAUCGUUUCACUGCAGGGCUACACGGCCGCCCAGUUGGCCACGGAGAAUGUGCUCAAGAUCCUGCAGGAUCUGCCCAGCGAUACGGUCGACCUCGAGUGUCAGCUGCUGGAGGCGGCCAAAGCGGGCGAUCUGGACACCGUGCGGCGGAUCGUGCUUUCGAGCCCGCUGACGGUGAACUGUCGCGAUCUGGAUGGGCGCCACUCGACGCCGCUACACUUUGCGGCCGGCUACAAUCGCGUCCCGGUGGUCGAGUUCCUGCUGGAGCACGGGGCCGAGGUGCACGCCUCGGACAAGGGCGGGCUGGUGCCGCUGCACAACGCCUGUUCGUACGGUCACUACGAGGUGACGGAGCUGCUGGUGAAGCACGGCGCGAACGUGAACGUGGCGGACCUGUGGAAGUUUACGCCGCUGCACGAGGCCGCCGCCAAGGGAAAGUACGAAAUUGUUAGGCUUCUCAUCAAGCACGGAGCCGAUGUGACGAAGAAGAAUCGUGACGGGGCCACACCGCUGGAUCUGGUGCGCGAAGGCGAUCAGGACGUGGCCGAUUUGUUGCGGGGCAAUGCGGCCUUGCUGGACGCGGCCAAGAAGGGCAAUCUGGCGCGGGUGCAGCGGCUCGUGACGCCGGAGAACAUAAACUGCCGCGAUGCGCAAGGACGCAACUCCACGCCGUUGCAUCUGGCCGCCGGUUACAACAAUCUGGAGGUGGCCGAGUACCUCCUCGAGCACGGAGCGGACGUGAACGCCCAGGACAAGGGCGGUUUAAUCCCGCUCCACAAUGCCUCUUCCUACGGGCAUCUCGAUAUUGCCGCGCUGCUCAUCAAACACAACACGGUCGUGAACGCCACGGACAAGUGGGGUUACACGCCGCUACACGAGGCCGCCCAGAAGGGCCGUACGCAGCUGUGUUCACUUCUCCUCGCUCACGGUGCCGACCCGUUCAUGAAGAACCAGGAAGGCCAAACCAGUCUCGAUCUCGCCACGGCCGAAGACGUCAAGUGUUUGCUGCAGGACGCGAUGGUCGCGUCUCAGGGAACCGGCGCCGGCGCUGGUGCAGCGGGAGGUUCCAGUUCCGGUGGGAUUCUGGGCGCGAACGGAGCACACCUGUCCACGGCCUGCUCGCCGACGACUGAAACGGUCACACUGCCCACGGGAGCCUCCAUGACGCUCUCCGUUCCCGUUCCUCAGCUUCCAAUUCGCAGUUGCCUCAGCCCGGCGCAGGGCGCCGAAGCGAACGUCGACGGGAUCGUGGUCGAUCACGACGACAAGCUGCCGACGGUUUCGAUCGAAUCGUCCGUCUCGGUGUUCAUGGGCAGCCUGCAGCUGGAGCACCUGAUCGAGCUGUUCGAGCGCGAGCAGAUCACGAUGGACAUUUUGGCCGAGAUGGGCCACGAAGACCUGAAGCAGGUUGGCGUCUCCGCGUACGGGUUUCGGCACAAGAUCCUGAAGGGGAUCGCUACUCUGCGCGCCACGACGGGUCUUGGCUUAACACCGAACCCUGGCACACUGCUGGUGGAUCUGCUUCCCGACGACAAGGAGUUCCUUGCGGUCGAGGAGGAAAUGCAAGCCACCAUCCGGGAGCACCGGGACAACGGCCACUCAGGGGGCUUCUUCACACGCUACAACAUAAUGCGGAUACAAAAAGUGCAAAACCGGAAGCUGUGGGAACGGUACGUGCACCGGCGGCAGGAAAUAUCGGAGGAAAACGGUCACCAGGCGAGCGAGCGGAUGCUGUUCCACGGUUCGCCGUUCAUCAACGCGAUCGUCCAGAAAGGGUUCGACGAGCGGCACGCGUACAUCGGGGGCAUGUUCGGGGCGGGCAUCUACUUUGCCGAGCACAGCUCGAAGUCGAACCAGUACGUGUACGGCAUUGCCGGUGGCAUCGGUUGCCCAACGCACAAGGACAAGUCAUGCUAUCAGUGCCAUCGACAACUGCUGCUGUGUCGCGUGGCCCUCGGAAAGUCAUUUCUGCAGUUUAGCGCCAUGAAGAUGGCCCAUGCACCGCCCGGUCACCACUCGGUGAUCGGGCGUCCGUCGGCCGGUGGUUUGCAUUUUCCCGAGUAUGUUGUCUACCGUGGCGAACAGGCAUACCCGGAGUAUUUAAUAACGUACCAAAUAGCGAAACCGGACGACGGGACGGCCGGCGAGGAGCCGGCAAGAUGAUGGACGAUUUCAGCCGUUAGUAACAUCAGCCAAAACAACAACAUUCUCG
Anopheles cruzii is the source of this 3586-nucleotide messenger RNA. It is a transcript of the gene Tnks, whose product is annotated as poly [ADP-ribose] polymerase tankyrase. The record is from RefSeq and is a predicted model, not a curated record. The transcript is spliced from 11 exons. Gene Ontology annotation, molecular function: NAD+ poly-ADP-ribosyltransferase activity; protein binding. Lineage: Eukaryota; Metazoa; Arthropoda; Insecta; Diptera; Culicidae. The coding region runs from base 1 to 3537 and encodes 1178 amino acids.